Molecule: messenger RNA, 1161 nt
Organism: Tarenaya hassleriana
Lineage: Eukaryota; Viridiplantae; Streptophyta; Magnoliopsida; Brassicales; Cleomaceae
Product: peptidyl-prolyl cis-trans isomerase CYP21-2-like
Exons: 8
Coding region: 266-841 (191 amino acids)
Biological process (GO): protein peptidyl-prolyl isomerization; protein folding
Cellular component (GO): intracellular membrane-bounded organelle
Molecular function (GO): peptidyl-prolyl cis-trans isomerase activity
Source: RefSeq, a predicted model, not a curated record
GCCGUCAAAGUCAAUCACCUCGAUCUGGUUCUUGCUCCGACACACCGAGAUCUUGUGGUCGGACAUCAGUUUUGAGAUUUAUGCUGGUCUACGGAGAUAGAUCUACUUGAAUUCGAGAAUCGUAACGAGGAGGAGAUGGCGAUCACGGCGACGAGAUUGGUCUCUCUCACUCUCAUGUGGGUCCUCGUCCUGUUCGUUACACUAGCUCUCAUUCAGAUGAAACUGACUGAUGUUGGGGCUCCUAAGCUGAAUCGGAAGAUUGCUGAUGCUGAUAUUGAUCAGAUCUGUUUUGGUUGAAACGGUUGGAGAGAAUUUGGAAGGAGUCACCCACAGAGUUUACUUUGACAUUGAGAUCAAUGGAUCUCCGGCAGGUCGGAUUGUCAUGGGCCUCUUCGGGGAGAUAGUUCCUAAAACCACAGAGAACUUUCGAGCCCUUUGCACGGGGGAGAAAGGACUUGGAAACAGUGGAAAGCCUCUUCAUUUCAAAGGAAGCACCUUCCACAGGAUCAUUCCUAGCUUUAUGAUUCAGGGUGGUGAUUUCACGCGAGGUGAUGGUCGUGGUGGAGAGUCUAUAUACGGCGAUAAAUUCUCCGACGAAAACUUCAAACUGAAACACACCGGUCCUGGAGUUUUAUCAAUGACGAACGCGGGUCCAGACACUAACGGAUCGCAGUUCUUCAUCACGACUGUCACCACAAGCUGGUUGGACGGGCAUCAUGUUGUGUUUGGGAAGGUCUUGUCGGGCAUGGAUGUUGUUCACAGGGUCGAAUCCCAGGGUUCAGAGAACGGCGUCCCCAAGAACAGAGUCAUCAUUUCCGAGAGCGGCGAAUUAACUCCGUAGAUUUUCGAGUUUGUGGAAACUAUAACAAACGCCAUAUGUUUCGAUCCAUCUAAAAUCAAAAGGGUUUGAACGGAAAGAUCAACAAGACUUCAUCAAGAACACGUUCCGGAUCAUUGAACAGAAUUAGGGUCUUAUUGAAUGUAGGAUUCGGAUUGAUAUUAUAACAGGGGAAGAAGGUUGGAAAAUGUACAUUUCCUUGAUUUCAAGUAAACAGGAGAAAGUGCAAUCACCACCAAUUGUAUAUUUUUUUUCUAUACAAAUUAAACACUAAUCGUGUAUUGUUAAACGUAAGAGCAGAAGAAAGUUCGGUAGCUGUGUAA